AUGGUGGCUCUCGCUAGCACUGCGGUGUGUUCGGUGAUUAUGCAGUAUUCCUCCAAGAAAUACAACCGCAACUUCAACUCAGAGAUGUAUGGUGGAAUCUACCGAACACUGGUCGGCGUGUUGAAUGGCAUUUUUCAGGCCAGCGAGCGAAAAUUUCAUGUCCUCGUGCAUGGCUUAUACAAAUCUGUCCAUGGGUCGAAGCGCAAGACUGACGAGCCUGGUGCCGCUAAGAGUCUCAUGUUUCUCGAUAUCGAGGGUAUGAAUUUGCUUGAUAUAAUUGGAUUGGAUUGGGAAAGCGACCUGAAAAUUCUGUUCUGA
Messenger RNA from Suillus paluster, 318 nucleotides. RefSeq lists its product as uncharacterized. The transcript has 4 exons. NCBI's taxonomy places the organism in Eukaryota, Fungi, Basidiomycota, Agaricomycetes, Boletales, Suillaceae. The record is from RefSeq and is a predicted model, not a curated record. The coding region runs from base 1 to 318 and encodes 105 amino acids.